Messenger RNA from Racocetra persica, 670 nucleotides. The record is from the annotation of a GenBank genome assembly. NCBI's taxonomy places the organism in Eukaryota, Fungi, Glomeromycota, Glomeromycetes, Diversisporales, Gigasporaceae.
GACUUCCUGAUCCUUUUGCAGUUGUAACUGUAGACGGAGAACAAACACAUACUACAACUGUGGCUAAGAAAACUUUGAAUCCAUAUUGGAAUGAGAGUUUUAAUAUACAAGUAACAAAUCAAAGCGUAAUUGCAGUUCAAAUAUUUGACCAAAAAAAGUUUAAAAGGAAGGACCAAGGAUUUUUAGGCGUAAUCAACGUUCAAGUAGGAGAUGCAUUUGACCUUGACGUUAACACUGAUAGCGAUGAGAUGUUGACAAGAGAUUUGAAAAAAUCAAAUGCAAAUGAAGUAGUACACGGUAAACUCAUUAUCAGCUUAUCAACAAAUGUAAAUUCAUCGCCUCCUCCUCCUGUAAGAGACAAUUUGAGUUCCAUGCCAAAUCAUACGCGUUCGGAUUCUAUUGCAUCAUCAUCAAACUCAAAUUCAAAUCAGAGGGCUAGUUUAGUCGAAAAUUUCGCAUCUUUGAGUUUGUCUAAUUCGACCCCUUCAGCAGCCAACGGAAACGCGGUACCAGGACCAAGCACAACUUCUGGUGGUAAUAAUUCAGCGAGGGCAUUUAGUCACAUGGAAGACAACGCACCAUUGCCUCCAGGGUGGGAACGUCGUGUAGAUCAUCUUGGACGUACAUAUUAUGUCGACCACAAUACACGAACUACCACAUGGACAAGACC